Molecule: messenger RNA, 573 nt
Organism: Oppiella nova
Lineage: Eukaryota; Metazoa; Arthropoda; Arachnida; Sarcoptiformes; Oppiidae
Source: the annotation of a GenBank genome assembly
UUGCGAUUUGUGGCCAGAAUUGGGGCUAAACUGAGACCAGAAUUGAGUUCUCUAUACGAAGGCAUUGAAGACAUCUCCAGACUAACAGUUGUCGACAACUUUGUCGAUGAAAUCAAUACUAAACUAUAUGUUGAGUCCGACAAACAAAGCUCUUAUUACUCACAAUUGGAUUCGCAUUUGUCUCGAAACAAGUAUUUGUCGGCAAUUAGCCCAUCGAUUGCCGAUCUCUUGCUCUUCAGUCGAUUGAACCACAGAUCAGACAAACGAAAACUGUCGACUAAUUUGGAGAAAUGGUUUCAAUCGAUGAGACAAUUCAUUGGCGCUAAUUCCGCGAAGCCGUCGGAGCCGUGGUGUUGGUACUGCAACCGCGAGUUCGAUGACGAGAAGAUACUGAUCCAACACCAGAAGGCAAAGCACUUCAAGUGUCACAUCUGCCACAAGAAGCUGUACACCGGACCCGGUCUGGCCAUCCAUUGCAUGCAAGUGCACAAAGAGACCAUCGAUAAGAUCCCGAACGCAUUGCCGAAUCGAAACAACGUCGACAUCGAGAUCUAUGGCAUGGAAGGCAUUCCC